AACUUUUAUUUUGUAUUUUCAGGGACCGAUUUACUUAGUGGUAUAAUACCUGAGCUUUGUCAGAAAUAUCCAGAUUUAAAUUUCAUAAUUGGAGGAGAGGGACCAAAGCGAGUCAUUUUGGAAGAAGUACGGGAAAAAUACCAGCUCCAUGACAGAGUGCGUCUCUUGGGAGCCUUAGAACACAAGGAUGUUAGAAAUGUCUUAGUUCAAGGACAUAUUUUCCUUAAUACUUCCCUUACUGAAGCAUUCUGCAUGGCAAUUGUGGAGGCAGCCAGUUGUGGUUUACAGGUUGUGAGUACCAGGGUUGGUGGCAUUCCUGAGGUACUUCCAGAAAAUCUUAUCAUUUUAUGUGAGCCUUCUGUAAAAUCUCUGUGUGAAGGAUUGGAAAAAACUAUUUUGCAACUGAAGGCAGGAGCACUGCUGGAUCCUGAAAGCAUCCAUAACAUAGUAAAGACUUUCUACACUUGGAGAAAUGUUGCAGAGAGAACCGAAAAAGUGUAUGACUGUGUGGUAAAGGAAGCUGUGCUACCCAUAAACAAGAGAGUGGAGAGACUCAUCUCUUGCUGCGGCCCGGUAACAGGCUGCAUUUUUGCUUUGUUGGCUGUAUUCAACUUCCUCUUCCUCGUUUUCCUGAGAUGGAUGACUCCAGAUUCUCUCAUUGAUGUUGCAAUUGAUGCCACAGGCCCGAAUAGUGCCUGGACUCCAGAUUCUUCCAGUGAAGCAGAGGAUGAGGAGGAUGAGACGUCUAAUCCCAGGUAGAAGGAAAUCUGGGUUGUAAGAUUCAAGACACUUGUAAUGGUCCUAUUAAGACUUGGAAAAGUCACCGUGUGUUCCUUUCUUCUUUAAUUUAAUUUAGUAAGUUAUGCUACCUCUAUAUACCAUUCAAUAUUUUAUUUUGAGGACAAAUUAAAAAAAAAAAACUUAUGCAAUUCCUGAGUGUAGAAACUCCUUGCACUUACUUAAAAUUUAGGAGAGGACAUUUUAAGCCACUCAGGUAUAAAGUUUUUCAUAUUACUGAAAUCCCUCUAGCAGAAAUAAUUUUACAUUAUAUUUUGGGAGCUUUGGGUGCUUAAAGGCCAAACUUUUCUCUGGGCAUUUUUUUGGCCAAUUUUAAAUAUUCUUCCAUUAACUAGUCACUCACCAGAUGUUUACAAGUAUUCUUUAGGGAAGUGCUGCGACUAAAUGGACUACUUAAGUCAUCUUCACUCACAUUUACCUACAGCAUUUAUUAAGAGUACACUCAGUAAUUGUUACAUGUGGUCAGAUUUCUUCAUUAAGAUGGCCAGUUACCAGCAUGUUUGAAGCACCUGCUAUGUAUAGAAUGUUGAGCUAGGUACUUCCCGCCAUUAAGGACCAGGGGCACAUUCACUCUCACUCAGAUGGCUCGCUUCAUGUAGUUACAGUUGACACAAAAUCGUAAAAUAUCCAACAUGCCAAAAACAUUCAUGCUUUCAGUGCCAGGAAAAAAAUUGCCAUCGUGUUCUGAGUACUUCCUCAGUCCCGUUGUUUGCUUCCUCCUAGGUAGAGCUGUCCUCUUCAGUUGUGUUGGUUCAAACACUUUUUUGCUUUUUUAAUACUAGGGACCGAGAUCACUGUUGAUGCUAGUUCGGAGAAACCCUUCAUUUCUUUUAGUACUUAAUUUAGUCCUCUGUAAAUGCCUUCGUGUUACCCGAGCAGAAUGUAUGAGGUACAUCAUCUCCAAAUCAGCUGCUACCCUGUACCUUUGAUAGAAGUCAUUCCCUUCACUUGUGGCCUAGCUCAUGUCGGAGUAUUGUCAGUAUGCAAAAGUCUUUACCUACAGAAUAUUUUAUUUAGAGUAAAUUGAGUCUGAACAGUUUAGGAGCACAGUCUGCAAAUGGAUGUUUUAAACUGUAAUUGUUGUUACCCAGAGCCAUGGGUUUUCAAACCCCAACUUUCCACAUGGUGUGUAUUAGUAAUUCUUUGGACUCCUUAGAGUAAGUUUUUGUGAUAAAGGACUGUGAAAACAAAUGACGAAGUAUUGUGAAUCUGUACAGGAUUUUUUAAAAUUACAACAUUCAUAGGACUUCUUACUUUUAAUAAGUAUCUUAACAUGCCUCUUCACUGUUGCCACUGAUACAUAUAUAUAUAUAUAUAUACAUAUAUAUAUACACAUAUAUAUGUGAAAUAUUUGUGUUUUAUUAAAACACAAAUGCAAGAGUGCAAUUUUUUUUAAUAUUUAUUUCUCUUUUGUUGCCCUUGUUUUAUUGUUGUAGUUAUUCUUGUUGAUGUUGUUCUUGGAUAGGACAGAGAGAAAUGGAGAGAGGAAGAGAAGACGGGGAGAGAAAGAUAGCAGACCUGCUUCACUGCUUAUGAGCGACUCCCCUGCAAGUGGGGAGCCCAUGGCUCGAACCGGGAUCCUCAUGCAGGUCCUUGUGCUUUGCGCCAUGUGUGCUUAACCCGCUGUGCAAGAGUGCAAUUUUUAAAAUAUAAAAGUUAGGGGUUCUUUUGUUAAAUAAUUGACUACAAUCAUUAAUACUUUUUGGAACUUUUAUGCAUGGAAAUUAACAUACAUAUGAAGCAAACAGUGCCAGUAUUCAUGAUAAAGCGAGACACUAACGUUUUAUUUACUCCGUUCACCAUUUUUUUUUAUGGCAUACUGCUGGGGUUUUUGUUUUUUUGUUUGGUUUGGUAAUUUUGUGUUACUUGGCAUUUCCUCAAAAUUUUUAUUUGAUUAUUGAAGUGAUUUUUUUUUUUAGUGGUUUCUAUCCAUUGGAAAUAGGAUUGAAAGUUGCUCUUGCAUGUAUAAUAAGUGAUUUGCAAAUAAAAGUUAUUUUCCUUGUAUUUUUUUAAGCAAAUGAAAGUAAAUUUGCUUGUUCUAAUAAGUCUUCAUUUUCAGGCUUCCUGGAUACCUUAAUUGUAACUGUCAGUGUUGCACUGCACAACAUGUAGAAACAUACUGUUCUACCCUGCUACUUACACUUAUCUAAAAGUAAACUUACAGUGAUGAGGAAUUUAUGAAAAAUAUAUUUCUGUUUGAUGUUGCAAGAAGUAGCACACAUAAAACUGAUUUGUGAGAACAUACUACAUGCUCAAAAAUAAAGACCAAAAUGACAUUUUGACAA
Messenger RNA from Erinaceus europaeus (western European hedgehog), 3083 nucleotides. Its product is annotated as phosphatidylinositol N-acetylglucosaminyltransferase subunit A. Gene Ontology annotation, biological process: GPI anchor biosynthetic process. The record is from RefSeq and is a predicted model, not a curated record. The annotation marks the transcript as partial. Gene Ontology annotation, cellular component: glycosylphosphatidylinositol-N-acetylglucosaminyltransferase (GPI-GnT) complex. Lineage: Eukaryota; Metazoa; Chordata; Mammalia; Eulipotyphla; Erinaceidae. Gene Ontology annotation, molecular function: phosphatidylinositol N-acetylglucosaminyltransferase activity. The transcript has 4 exons.